CGGAGAAGGACUUCACGGAACGUGAGAACGAGAUCCUCGCAAAGGCCUGGACAUGCAUGACGGAGGAGCCGAAGGUACGCUGAUGGCAAGGGUGUCACUGAGUAUCGCACUAACAGCACCGACAGGUCGACUAUAACAAGCUCGCGGAAGCCACGGGCAUGACCAACCCAAAGUCCGCUUCCAAUGCCUGGGCUGCCAUUAAGAAGAAGAUCAUGUUCAGAGCGGGCCUGAGCAAGGACGGCGGCAAGGAUGGGUCUGCUUCUCCCAGCAAGGAGGACACGCCGGUCGCUACACCGAAGAAGCGUGGUAAGUCUCCGCAUUUCCAUCAUGGCGUCCGGAAUUACUGACGAUGUUGAAGGUCGGCCGAAGAAGGCUGAUGCUGACGGCAGUCCUGCGAAGAAGGCGAAGGGGAAGGGUGGCAAAGCUGCCGCGAAGGACGAGCAAGAGGAAGGUGCGCCGGCCGAAGAUGCCGAUGAAGUGGACGUGGGAGUGAAGGAUGAGCCGGUGGAGGACGACGAAUCGUAGGCCCGGCGUCGCAACUGCGGUCUUACGCGAUACCGUUGUCGCCUACGGCAUGCUGCCUCAAGCAAUAACCCUGGAAAGUGGUAGUAAGCACAUGAGCAGCGAUUACUUGGCCCUGUUGCGGCUGUCAAAUGAAUCACGAUCAAGCUAUAGCUCCGCUCGACUCUGCGUUCACAACGCCUAGACCCUCCCAUACAGCCUAGUGUGAAUGAACGUCACAUGCAAACGUAUCGUCGCCUGGCA
This is a messenger RNA of Baudoinia panamericana UAMH 10762, 765 nucleotides long. RefSeq lists its product as uncharacterized. The transcript has a single exon. The coding region runs from base 159 to 347 and encodes 62 amino acids. NCBI's taxonomy places the organism in Eukaryota, Fungi, Ascomycota, Dothideomycetes, Mycosphaerellales, Teratosphaeriaceae. The record is from RefSeq and is a predicted model, not a curated record.